Armigeres subalbatus is the source of this 1426-nucleotide messenger RNA. RefSeq names its product zinc finger protein 519-like. The record is from RefSeq and is a predicted model, not a curated record. Lineage: Eukaryota; Metazoa; Arthropoda; Insecta; Diptera; Culicidae. The transcript has 3 exons. Gene Ontology annotation, cellular component: nucleus. The coding region runs from base 13 to 1251 and encodes 412 amino acids. Gene Ontology annotation, biological process: regulation of transcription by RNA polymerase II. Gene Ontology annotation, molecular function: zinc ion binding; DNA-binding transcription factor activity, RNA polymerase II-specific.
AGAGUUGGGAGCAUGCAACGCAACAGCUGUUUGUUGUUUACAAACUUUCUUCUAGCAGGUUGUUCAGUUUUGUAUUUCCAGCCCAAAAAAAUGGAAAAUUCCGAAUAUUUUCUGGUGAAAAAUGUACCUGUUGCAGUUAAUAAUGUCAACGCAGUUUGUCGGUGCUGUCUGACGUCGGAAAAGUUGCAGAUAAUCUUCACCAGCGGCGGAAAAGUGAAUGGCGACUUAGAAGACGUGUUGGGUCCGGGCUACAUAUCUGUGAAAUCGGAUGACGGUCUGCCGGAUUUGAUCUGUAGUACGUGUGUCGAGGUGCUUCGAAAUUGGCACCGGUUCCGUUUGAAAUGUGAUGAAUCGUACAAAUUGCUUGAACGAUUGCAAGAUUGUCCCAUUGAUGUGCUCGAGGAGCCGGAGGAAGUUUUUGUUGAUUCCACAUCAGUGUUGGCAGUAAGUCCGACACCGGAUAAUAUCAAAAUUGAGGAACAGGAGAUCUUCAUUGAAGAAGAAGUUGUUGAUGUAUUUGAGCAUAAACCGGAGGAAUUGAACCCAGCGGAUCAGAACACUGUUACUACUCGUGCAAAUAUAAAGGCAGAGUCGACACCAAUUCCGUUUGCAUUGAUGGUACAUAGUGCUAAGCUCGUCGAAAAGCAAAUAUUGGGAGACAAGAAGAAACGGUACAUUUAUCAUCGCCAAUGUCCAAUCUGCGGUAUAGUAUUGAAACGGGGCCUGCGAGAGCACUUGAUGAUCCACAACGAUCCGACCGGGCGACCGUUCAAGUGCGACAGCUGUGAAAAAACGUACUGCCGUAGGGAUAAUUUACGCCAGCACCAAGAACGAGAGCACCUCAUGAUCCGCUAUCCGUGUGACUUUUGUGGGAAAGUUUUCAGUACCAGAGAUGUCCUGAAUGCCCAUCGGAAGUUGCACAACACGGAAAGUUUCGAAUGCGAUCAGUGUGAUCAGGUGUUCAAGUCGAAAAAGUAUCUCUACAAGCACAAGCAAAAACAUUUGGGGAUCAAAAAAUUCAUCUGUAAAUACUGUGGAAAAUCAUUCUUGGUCGGCGAAUAUCUUAAAGACCAUCUGCGAAUACACACUGGUGAAAAACCGUUUGAAUGUAAAAUUUGUGGUAAAGCUUUCCGCACAACGAAUCACCUGAGGCAACACAACCGAACGCAUUCCAUCCUGGUUGCUUCCAGCGAGGAACAUCCUACUGAUGAUGGAGACGGUCCUAAAAGUGCGCUUAUCGUUGGCAUGUAGCUUUAUAAAAUAGAUAGUAAUGCAAUAUUAUUACCAUUUUUUGGACUUAAAACUAAGUGUAAGAGGGCAAGAUGGGUCACCUAAGGUGUCUCCUUAAUAUCUUAAACCCAAAGAAAUCUAAAUUGCUCUAAUAAUGAAUUUAGGCAACGUGACAACAAAACAUAUUUCGUUUCGU